Messenger RNA from Paramecium octaurelia, 1695 nucleotides. NCBI's taxonomy places the organism in Eukaryota, Ciliophora, Oligohymenophorea, Peniculida, Parameciidae. The record is from the annotation of a GenBank genome assembly.
AUGUAGGAACCAAAAAGAACUAGGAUCAUUUGUUCUGUAAGUGAAAAUUGUUCUAAUUACGAAUUGUUGCGGAACAUGGUAGAGGCAGGAUGCAAUGGUUUUACGUAGAAAAUUAGCCUAAUUAUUUUAGUAUUAAUAUGGCGUAUAUUAAAAAUAAAGAGAGUUUAUAAAUAUUGAAUUAAAAUAGAUACUAAUUAGAAUCUGAAUUCAAAACUAAAAUACCAUUGAAUUUAAUUUUAAGAGGACAGGUUAUAAGAGUAGGAUAAUUGCAAGAUCCUGAAACUUUGAUAGAAGUAAUUAAUUAAUCAAUUUUGAGGAAGGAAAUAUUGUAUACUUGACUUCAGAUUAGCAUAAAGUAGGAAAUAAUUAAUUAAUUCCAAUAGAUUCAAAUGAAUUUCUGGAGAAAUUAAAUAUAAAUGAUAAAUUAGCAAUUGACUAUGGUCAUAUAAUACUAGAACUGAUAGAUAUUUAAAUGUUCGACCAGUAUGAGUAGUUAAAAUAUUUAGAGUAAAUGAAAAAAUAGGGAUAGAUUAAAUAUGUUUAUUGAGUGGAGUGAAAAUAUAUAUCUGUAAAUGCUCUAAGACUGGAACUUUAAAAUCUUUUAAACCAAUAUCAAUAUUUGUAGAGAAUAAGACUUCAAAGGAAGAAGAACAAUUAGAAUAAGUAUCACUAACAGAAAAAGAUAUCUUAGAUAUAGAUUAUGCUUGUGAAUGCAAUUUCGAUAGUAUAACAUUUUCAUAGGUGAACACUGCAUUGGAUAUCAUAAAAGUAAUAUAAAUUAUAAUGAAAGGUCAAAGACAGAUUGGAACAAAAAUAUCCGCAUGUUUAAAUAUUUGCAAGGAUUGCAGAAAUGUUAAAGGAAGACUAAUUUGAGGAAAUAAUUAAUUUGGCAGACGGGUGUAUCAUCGCAAGAUCUCAUAUUUCAAUGACUUAGCCAGUGGAGGAUGUUGUCAAAUAUCAAGCUCAAAUAAUAUCCUGUUGUCGAAAACUAUUUAAACCUGUACUUGAAUUCAUCAUAAAAGGUCUUUGUAUCAACAUAUAUAUUGGAAUCCAUGAGUGUUCAACUUAAGCCUUCCUUUGCAGAUAUGGGAGAUAUUUCAAAUAUUGUUAAAUAAUAUAUAGACGGAAUCUUAUUAUCAGGAGAAACUAGUUUUGGGAAAUUUCCAGUUUUGAUAGUUUAAACUCUCAAUAAUAUAUGUCGAAAAAUAGAGAAAAAACUACUUUAGGAACUUUUUGAUCAUCCUUAACAAAGGGAUCAAUAUCAAGUAAAUUUUACUGGAUAACCUAUUGCAACUGUAAUUGCCAAAUCAUGUGUUGAAAUGGCAUAUAUGUAUUAAAUAUUCAGUAUUAUAAGUCUAUAAGCUAAGGCCAUUCUGAUGCUAACUCGUAGAAUAUAAACUACUUUGAAACUAUCAAAAUUAAGAGCUUCAUGCAAAAUCAUUUCAAUAAGUGAUAACUAACAGAUUUGCAGAUGUUUGAAUUACAUUAAUAAUGUGUAAUCAGAAUUAGUAAGUGGAUUUGCAAAUUAGGAAGAGUAAUUUAAUUUACGAUUAUUAAAGAAUUAUUUAGGAGUGUAUUUCAAGAUUGAUUGCUAAAAAUUUACUUUAACCUAAAGAUUACAUAGUAGUUAUUACUGGAAUGGUAGUUUAGAACAAAGAUUGGCAUAUAAAUUAGAUGAAGGUUCUGGAAAUAUGA